AUGCCGUGUAUCGCUCCCGACUUCCUCUGGGGCUUGAUCAUCUCUACCCCCCUGACCAUCUUUACCAGCAUCCGCUACCGCGUCUUCCUCAGCCAACAAUCCCGACUGGAAGGCGUAAUCGACAACCGCACGCUCACCUAUGAAGACAACGUCCAGAUUGUGCGAACGUUCAUCUGUCAGUAUAAACACUACGACGAGUUCGCACCCCAGGGGGAGAACACGCUGUUUCAAGCACUCAUUAAGGCGCUCAAGAACGCAAAGAACUUUAUCUACAUUGAAGAUCAGUAUUUCAUCCUCGUACCAGAGCUACUCGAUGCGUCGGGUGGAUACGAGAAGUAUUUGUUCGACAUGAUCGCUCCUAUACAGAAGCUGUAUCCAAACAAGUUUCAGAUCUACACCACGAAGAGUAGCUUGAAUCUCUACAUCCACACAAAACUCGUGAUCAUCGACGACGUUUUUGUGACAGUCAGCUCAGCAAACUGGAAUCGUCGUAGCAUGACCUCGGACUCGGAGAUGGCUGCCAACAUCAUCGACGAGGACUCUGUAGAUUCUCCAGAUGGGGUCACGGUGCUGAGGACGGCACGCGACUUUCGGAUCCGCAAAUUUCACGAGAUGACGGGUCUAAGCUACGAUGAACUAGACGCAAUGACGAUAAUUGAAGCCGCGAAUCAACUUGAUACGGCCGCUGCAGACAAAUCGUCCAUCAUUGAAGCGUUUCUACAGUAG
Phytophthora infestans T30-4 is the source of this 726-nucleotide messenger RNA. RefSeq lists its product as uncharacterized. Gene Ontology annotation, cellular component: plasma membrane. The transcript has 3 exons. NCBI's taxonomy places the organism in Eukaryota, Oomycota, Peronosporomycetes, Peronosporales, Peronosporaceae. Gene Ontology annotation, biological process: phospholipid catabolic process. The record is from RefSeq and is a predicted model, not a curated record. The coding region runs from base 1 to 726 and encodes 241 amino acids. Gene Ontology annotation, molecular function: D-type glycerophospholipase activity.